Molecule: messenger RNA, 1080 nt
Organism: Setaria italica (foxtail millet)
Lineage: Eukaryota; Viridiplantae; Streptophyta; Magnoliopsida; Poales; Poaceae
Exons: 2
Coding region: 1-1080 (359 amino acids)
Molecular function (GO): protein binding
Source: RefSeq, a predicted model, not a curated record
AUGGAGCAGUUAGCUGACGACAUGCUCGCCGACGUCCUGGGCCGUCUCCCGCCCAGCAGCCUAGCGGCGUCACGCUGCGUCCGCAAGCACUGGUGCUCCAUCAUCGACGGCCGCCGCCUCCUGCGCGCCGACCUCCUCCCUCUCCGCCUCGACGCCUUCUACUGCAUCAGCCUCGACUGCAUCGAGCGGCUGACGUAUCUCUUCGCACGCCCCCCGGCCGCGGCGCGUCGAAUCCCCGGCGGCCCCCUCGACUUCUUGGAACAUUACUCCUCUCUGGAAGUCGGGGAUCACUGCAACGGUCUGCUCUUGGUGUGUGACUGCAUGGUGAUCAACCCUGCCACACGGCAAUGGGCCGAAUUGCCUUCCUCCCCGGAACCAUCCAUUGGCGACAUGCUUGGUGGGGUCAGCGUCUGGGCCGGGACGACGGCGGAUCAGGAGAACGACGACCACAGCUUUUUGUUCCGAAUGGUGAGAUCUCCAGCAACACGGAGCAAACUUGGCGCUGAGAGUGCUACCUUUUACUUGGGAAAAUCAGAGAAAGGGGUGUACUUUGCGUUACUUUAUUGGGUCUCUAACACGGAGCGAACUUGUUGGUGCUGCCCCCAGUUUCGAGUCUGGUUGCUUAAGGAGGAGGAAGAGAUGAAUGAUGGAAAUCACUGCAGUAUUCACAUGGAGUGGGUGUUGAAGACUACCAUCAGCCUUGAACCGCUGCUAGCAAAACCUCCUCCUCCUCUUCACAGUCGUCACAGCUUUGCUGAUGAUGAAUGGAGCGUCAUCCGUAACUAUAACGAGGAAUUGGAAGCACCACCUGCUGCUGCUGCUGCUGCUGCACAGGAUCAUGACGACGAGUUUGCUGCUGAUGAUGAAUGGGACUUCGACAAUGCUGAUGAGGUUGUCCAUGAAGCCAACAAAGAUAAUAAGGCCGAAGCAGACGGGCACUACCCUGUUGAUUUCCUCGGAUUUCAUCCUUACAAAGAGAUUGUCUUCUUUUCCUUAUCAUCAAGGACAAUAUCUUAUAAUUUGAAUACCUCAAAGGUUCAACACAGUUGGGCGGCCGCAUCCACAUACCGGUGGGCAUGA